GGACCCGGCGGGAAUGAACUGUGGCAACUUGUGCAGCCCGCAGCGCGGCGCAGUGGCAAAGGCGGGGGCGUGAAGCCGCGCAGCGCCAGUAGCCAGGUUCCUCGCUGCUCGGGAGCCCCAGAGGCGAGAGGGAUCCGCACAGGCGCCCAGGGCAACCUGCGGGAGUGGCGGAGCCCGGCGCUCCCGCCCUAGCUCAGGGGGAGCGCAGCCGCAGCGGGGUUCAGGGCCCAAGCCCCGCGCCGCCGCCGUCCGCGGUGGGGGGGUGGGCUGGGGGCGGGGCGGCCGGGGUUGCUUUCCCGGGCGCGAUCCCUGAGCGCGGCACCCGGCGCUGCCGAGCCACCUCCCCUGCCGCCCGCCAGCAAGUUUGGCCGCUCCAAGCCCAGAGCGCCGCGGCUUUCUGAAGCAUUGGUUUCUUGCUGGCGUUGGUGCACCCUGCUUGGCGGGGAGCCUCCGGAGCCAUGCCGAUGGAUGUGAUUUUAGUUUUGUGGUUCUGUGUGUGCACCGCCAGGACAGUCCUGGGCUUCGGGAUGGACCCUGACCUUCAGAUGGACAUUAUCACAGAACUCGACCUUGUGAACACGACCCUGGGGGUCACUCAGGUGGCUGGACUACACAAUGCUAGCAAAGCGUUUCUAUUUCAAGAUGUGCAGAGAGAGAUCCACUCGGCCCCUCACGUCAGCGAGAAGCUGAUCCAGUUGUUCCGGAAUAAGAGUGAAUUCACCUUUUUGGCCACAGUGCAGCAGAAGCCGUCCACCUCAGGGGUGAUACUGUCCAUCCGGGAGCUGGAACACAGCUAUUUUGAAUUGGAGAGCAGUGGCCCCAGGGAAGAAAUACGGUACCAUUACAUACAUCGUGGGAAGCCCCGGACAGAGGCCCUACCCUACCGCAUGGCUGACGGACAGUGGCACAAGGUUGCACUGUCCGUGAGCGCCUCUCACCUCCUGCUUCAUGUCGACUGCAAUAGGAUCUAUGAGCGUGUGAUAGACCCUCCAGAGACCAACCUUCCUCCAGGUAGCAAUCUGUGGCUUGGGCAACGGAACCAAAAGCAUGGCUUUUUCAAAGGCAUCAUCCAAGAUGGCAAGAUCAUCUUCAUGCCGAACGGGUUCAUCACACAGUGUCCCAACCUAAAUCGCACUUGUCCAACAUGCAGUGAUUUCCUGAGCCUGGUUCAAGGAAUAAUGGAUUUGCAAGAACUUUUGGCCAAGAUGACUGCAAAAUUGAAUUAUGCAGAGACAAGACUUGGUCAGCUGGAGAAUUGCCAUUGCGAGAAGACCUGCCAAGUGAGUGGGCUGCUCUACAGGGACCAAGACUCCUGGGUGGAUGGUGAUAACUGCAGAAAUUGCACGUGCAAAAGUGGGGCCGUGGAGUGCCGAAGGAUGUCCUGUCCGCCGCUCAACUGUUCCCCCGACUCGCUUCCUGUGCACAUUUCCGGGCAGUGUUGUAAAGUUUGCAGACCAAAAUGUAUCUACGGAGGAAAAGUUCUUGCCGAAGGCCAGCGGAUUUUAACCAAGAGCUGCCGGGAAUGUCGAGAUGGAGUCUUGGUAAAGAUGACAGAAGCUUGCCCUCCUUUGAACUGCUCCAAAAAGGAUCACAUUCUUCCGGAGAAUCAGUGCUGUAGAGUCUGCCGAGGUCAUAACUUCUGUGCAGAAGCACCUAAGUGUGGAGAAAACUCGGAGUGCAAAAACUGGAAUACAAAAGCAACGUGUGAGUGCAAGAGCGGUUACAUCUCCGUGCAGGGCGACUCUGCGUUCUGUGAAGAUAUUGACGAGUGUGCAGCUAAGAUGCACUACUGUCAUGCCAACACGGUGUGUGUCAACCUGCCGGGAUUGUAUCGCUGUGACUGCAUCCCAGGAUACAUCCGCGUGGAUGACUUCUCUUGUACGGAGCAUGAUGACUGUGGCAGCGGACAGCACAACUGUGACAAAAACGCCAUCUGCACCAACACCGUCCAGGGACACAGCUGUACCUGCCAGCCGGGCUACGUGGGAAAUGGCACCAUCUGUAGAGCCUUCUGCGAGGAGGGCUGCAGAUACGGCGGUACCUGCGUGGCUCCUAACAUGUGUGUCUGUCCUUCCGGAUUCACAGGAAGCCACUGCGAGAAAGAUAUUGAUGAAUGUGCAGAGGGAUUCAUUGAGUGCCACAACCACUCCCGCUGCGUUAACCUGCCAGGGUGGUACCACUGUGAGUGCAGAAGCGGUUUCCAUGACGAUGGGACCUACUCACUGUCCGGGGAGUCCUGCAUUG
Molecule: messenger RNA, 2244 nt
Organism: Microtus ochrogaster (prairie vole)
Lineage: Eukaryota; Metazoa; Chordata; Mammalia; Rodentia; Cricetidae
Gene: Nell1
Product: protein kinase C-binding protein NELL1
Exons: 16
Biological process (GO): positive regulation of ossification; regulation of osteoblast differentiation
Cellular component (GO): cytoplasm
Molecular function (GO): protein kinase C binding; calcium ion binding; heparin binding
Source: RefSeq, a predicted model, not a curated record